Messenger RNA from Rana temporaria (common frog), 502 nucleotides. It is a transcript of the gene EN1, whose product is annotated as engrailed homeobox 1. Gene Ontology annotation, cellular component: nucleus. Lineage: Eukaryota; Metazoa; Chordata; Amphibia; Anura; Ranidae. The record is from RefSeq and is a predicted model, not a curated record. The transcript has 2 exons. Gene Ontology annotation, biological process: regulation of transcription by RNA polymerase II; neuron differentiation. Bases 185 to 502 code for a protein of 105 amino acids. Gene Ontology annotation, molecular function: DNA-binding transcription factor activity, RNA polymerase II-specific; RNA polymerase II cis-regulatory region sequence-specific DNA binding.
CUCUCCCCUCACGUGCUUCCGGUGGUAGGAAAAGCGGAGUGUCGGGGAGAAGAGUUGUCAGAGCGCAGAGUGCGGAGGAGGAGGGAGGAUCUCUCUGGACACAUCGGCCGCACAUCGCCCGAUCUCCGGUCGUCAUGUGGGUUGGGGCUCUGUAGGGUGCAGAUCGUCGGGUGUGGAGGGUGUCAUGGAGGAUCAGACUGAUCGGAGCCCCGGAGCCCCCAGUGACCCGGAAAGCGGGGUCUCCCCUCCCCCCCCACACCGGACCACCAACUUCUUCAUCGAUAAUAUCCUCCGACCAGACUUCGGCUGCAGGAAGGAGACUCCGGGGAGAGAGAACCCCUCCCCCAACCCCGACACCGACCCCCCCACAGACACCCCCAAUUCUACCAUCAUCAUCGCCGCCGCCCCCCAACACAACAAAUCCUCCGACCCCAUGGUGUGGCCCGCCUGGGUCUAUUGUACCCGCUACUCCGACCGACCGUCCUCCGAAAACAAUUCCUAG